UGUGCGCCUGCAAUCACCGCCCUUGUGGAUGACCCCAGGUGCCUGAUUCAGAAAUGGUGAGUAACAACAAUUUAAUCUUCAGAUAAAUCAAUGUGUCCAUCACUACUCCGUAUGCCUCUGUAUUUGUUUGCACUGAUUCAUUAUGAAAAUCUCUGUUUUGAGCGUUUUGCCUCCUGUUUUUCCUCUCCUUAUGCGCUUGUCUUCUCUAAACAUCUUGAGUGUCUUUCCAUUUUCCUGUGAUUUUUCUUCUCAUUUUUCUCUUUUCACCGCAGCAUUAAUCAUCAAACUUCACAGAGAUGCUAAAAAAUCCUUUUUUACUUCUUGUUCCAUUUAAAAACAUUAAAACUGAACAGAUUCUUCUUAAAAUUAACACACAAAUAGAUGCAUACCUUUGACUUCUUUCAUGCACACCACUCUGAUAUCCUGUAGAUGCGUGAACACACAAAUACAAGCAACGGCAUGCACACACUCACAUGCAUAUCAGGUUUCAUUGUGUCAAUACAGCCCGCACACACACACACACUCACACACAAAUACACACACACACACUCGUGCAAACAGGGUUGUCUGUGCAGAAGGUCCGGUGAAAUGGCAGCACUGUUGGCCGACACGCUCUCCAGUGUCGGUAAAUACUCACGUCUUCUUCUGCAUCCGUGUUCAGGAGGGAGCUGCUUUAGCACCAGGAUGAAUUUUCAGCUAAAUGUUGCAAAAAAAUGUCCUUUUUCUCUUUAGGGUGUAUCUGCAAAGACUGAAAACAGUUUGAGUUUGAAAGAAAAGGCAGAAAAUGUGUCACAUCUGCAGGAAUCAGAAAAAUUCACACUGUCACACGAUGAACCGUGCUUUAAAUAUAAUGUCAUGUUUUUAGGAUUUGUAGAUCUGUGAUAAAUCAAAAUGAUGUGACGUAGGUUAACAACUAAAUGGAAAUACCUUAACGGAUAAAAAAGGAGUGCUUAAUGUGUGUCUCUAAUCUGCUCAGUGUAAUAGGUGUCCAUCACUGAAGCAUUAACAAAAUGGCAAAGUGCCAGAGAGAAACAACUGAGUGUACGUUUCCCCUCAAAAGCUGACUUCACAUGUCCGAAACGCCGUCAUUAUUAAUGUUAAAUUAUUGAUCAGGAUCGAUGCUGCAGGAGAACUUACCUGGAACAUGUGGACUUAUUGGUAAUGUGGAAACGAGGGGAGUGCAUGUGUGUGGGAGAAAUGAUGGAUUGGUGCAGCAGCAGCAGCAGGUUUCAGCUGAGCUCAGAGGAGAAAAAUACAAGAUGUGUCAUUUUCAGGUGGAAAAAAUGUUUAUUUCGCUUCUUUUCUGAUUGAAUCUGAUGAGAAUUUAAAGAAAAUGUGUUCGAGGUUCACUUCAGCAGCUGUCUGUACGAAGUUAUCCUGCUGAAUUUUUCAUUUUUUAAAAUCAGAAUCAGAUUUAUGGGCAAAGUAAGUGUGCACAUACAAGGAAACUGUCAUCUCUGCACAUGAAAUAUGAUACACACACGAGCCUACGUUUGACGUUUAACACUUCACUAAUAUGCACAAGACUUUAAAACGAUAUAUAAGUCUAUUUCUUUUAAAUAAGGGCUGAAACCAGCUUGUUCUAACAAAUCUGCUGGUUAAAUCACUGCCUCUAUAAAAGGUCGAUAUCAGUUUGAAAUCUUUCAAUACGCGAGAGCUCAAGGAGACAUCGAGUUACGUAAAACCAAAACCAGAACGAUCAAACGUUUCAUAAAAAUACCAAAUUUAAAAAUCCAGAAAGAUGCACAUUUUUAAUUUUGACAAUUCAGGGACAUUAAAAAACAUGAAUCCCCUAAAAAAUUUGCAGUUUAAGUUUCUUUUCUUUAUUUUGUCCCUGCAGGUCUUUGUUAAACGGCGAUAUUUCACAUUAUUAACAGACUCAAAGGAGUUUAGACUUCAUUUCAUCUGCUCACUCCUCCUCAUCAGUUACAUGCUGACAGCUGAACCUAAAAUCACACCAGAGUGACUCGAUGAGAGCUCAUCAGUGUGUGUUUCUCUCUCUCUGUUCCUGCACACAGGGUCGUCUCCUUGGGCCUUGGAUCACACAGUUUGUCCUGGCAGAUCAACACAGACACCGACCUCUGACCCUGCAUCCAGCCUCACUAUCUUCGUCUCGUCCUUUCUCAAGAACAUCUGGAUCCCAAACGCUGAUUCCAGACCUUCUUAGUUUGCACAAAACUGAUUCAAGGUAAAAAACAAAAGGAAAUGUGUGAACUUGUGUCGUCCGUGCUCAAAUAUUCAGCUGCUGCAAAUACAGAAGCAACAGGAUGAGUUUACGACCCCUGUUUCCAAAAAUAACGAGGGAGUCCUGCACAGAUUAUUGAGGUAAUUGAGAUAAUAACUCCAGCAGGGGGACUUGUCUUUAAAUGCGUUUCUCUCCACCAUGACCUGAGCUGAUUGUUUGUUGACAGGCUGCCAACACGCUCAUUUAAUCUCCACCAGCUCGAGGAGAAGGCCGCUCAGGACGGCCUGUUCUGCUGCGACUCACGUACACACAGACCCCGGCCUUCAGCUGGGAGACACGAGAGCUGAGGACACGCUGAGUUUCGACAGAGGGGGUGCGCAGGACUUAAAAGAAAGCUCUUUCAGCCCUCAGGACUCAGAUCAGACGUCAGCUCAAGGAGGCCACCUUGAGUACAUCCGGGAACACGUCAGGGAGCAGGAAAGACGAAGAUGAGA
This is a messenger RNA of Xyrichtys novacula (pearly razorfish), 2679 nucleotides long. The record is from the annotation of a GenBank genome assembly. NCBI's taxonomy places the organism in Eukaryota, Metazoa, Chordata, Actinopteri, Labriformes, Labridae.